Scatophagus argus is the source of this 1850-nucleotide messenger RNA. It is a transcript of the gene ebna1bp2, whose product is annotated as EBNA1 binding protein 2. The coding region runs from base 135 to 1088 and encodes 317 amino acids. NCBI's taxonomy places the organism in Eukaryota, Metazoa, Chordata, Actinopteri, Scatophagidae. The record is from RefSeq and is a predicted model, not a curated record. Gene Ontology annotation, biological process: ribosomal large subunit biogenesis; rRNA processing. Gene Ontology annotation, cellular component: nucleolus; preribosome, large subunit precursor; nuclear periphery. The transcript has 9 exons.
UGCAGGCAGAACACCCAACUGACGUCACUUCCUCCCCACGUGAAACGUUCAGUACAUGUGAGGAGAGGUGUCUACAUCUUUCCGCAGCUAGUUUCCUCACGUUUUAACGCUACUAGAUCAUAUAUUCUCAUCAUAUGGUUAUCGAUAGCAGGAGUAUGGAGUCAGCAGAGGAGGAGUCGCUGCUCGGAGCGGAGUCAGAGGAGGAAAACAGCGAAUUAUCCGACAAUGAGCUUCAAGAAGCCUUUGCAAAGGGGUUGUUGAAACCAGGGAUGAACGUUCUGGUAGAUAAACCCAAAAAGCUUGUCAACAAUGUGGAGGGUAUGAAGCAGUGCCUUGCUGACCUUCGUAAAGACCUUCCCUGGGUGGAGAGGCUGGACAUGACCAACCUGCCGGCUGAAGACGUUCAUUCAAAAGUUGAAGGGAAAGUUCCUGACGUGACCAAUGGCGGUGUCAGUGUGGAUGACGAUUUCCAGAGGGAAAUGUUCUUCUACCGUCAAGCUCAAGCAACAGUCCUGCAAGCGCUGCCGCUCUUAAACAAGCACGGCGUACCCACCAGUAGGCCUGAUGAUUACUUUGCUGAGAUGGCCAAGUCAGACCAGCACAUGCAGAAGAUCAGAAAAAAGCUGAUCUCAAAGCAGAUGAUGCUGGAGAAGUCCGAAAAGGCCAAGAAACUGCGUGAGCAAAGGAAGUUUGGCAAAAAGGUCCAAAUAGAAGUGAUCCAGAAGAGGCAGAAGGAGAAGAAAGCCAUGAUGACGGCUGUAAAGAAGUACCAGAAAGGAAUGACUGACAAAUUGGAUUUCUUGGAAGGAGAAAAGAAAGCCGGCAAAGAGUCUUCUCAGGGCCCCAAGAAAACGUUAAACAAGAAGGGCUCCAAUGCCAAGAGAAAAUACAAGGACCAGAAGUUUGGCUUUGGAGGCAAGAAGAGUGGGAAGAAGUGGAACACAAAGGAGAGCUACAACGACGUUUCCAGUUUCCGUGCCAAAGUUGCUCAUGCUAGGGGCGGCAAAGGAGGGAAGAAAGGCAAAGGAGGAAAGCAAAAUAAACGCCCUGGAAAAUCAGUACGCAAGAAGAUGAAGUCUCGCUCGUAAAAACUGACUGAGGCUCCUAAAUGGGCUGGACUGCUUCUAGGCAGCACUUCCCACACCUGCUCCCCUGUCCGGUCCUCCACAUACCUCAGGAGACAUACAGGAGAACUCGAGCUUUUCUUCUACACUUCAUGUGCAGUAUGGCUUCCACAAAAUGUGUCUGGAUCGAUGCAGGGAACUCUUCACGCUGCAGAGGCAUCCUGCCGUACUGCUAAGGAAGCUGUUUGAAUGACGUGACUGAUGAAGAAGAGGUCUCCCCUUGCAGAAAUGGUACACAACAGGGUGUACACUGAGCUACCCCACCACAAAAUUGUUUUCCAAACAGUGAGAGUAUUUGAAUGUUAGCAAAAUGUCUUCUUUAUAGACCAGUUUUUAUGGUCUGUGGGCACCAUUUUCUCUCUGUAUGCCUGCCUGAGACGGUGGUUUUAAAGCCACUUCACCUUAACAUCCACACCGACCCUCCUGACUGUCGAAUUUACACUGUGUGCUCCUGUUUCGUGGAUUCUCUUUUUAUUUUUUCUCUCUCCGCUGCUCGACACAUUGAUUCUAUCCCGUGUGACAUGACAUUUUGUAAUAUUGAACAGCUGUUAGUUUUGCCCUUUCCCAUUCAUUAAUAUGAUUAGUAUGUGAUGGGGAAGUGUGCUUUGUGUGGACCUGUGGAAAGGUUUCCUUUGAAAGCGUAUUUGUUUUUUUUGCUAAGAUAAAAAUGCACAAAGUGACUUCUGUUUUGUUUGUAUGAUCAACAAAUAAAAAUCUGAACACGCA